AUGCUCCCCAACUACAACAACCACUGGCAAGAAGCCAGAAAUAGAAACACUAAUCGUCAACCAAACCAAUAUCACGUAUCCUACAACGGCCCUGUCUUCCAUCGACCUCUACCACCUACCAAUCGCCGACCACCAACCAACCCAUCCAGCUAUAUCCCACCCCAUCGCCGACCUACCUACAACACAGCCUACCAAUCAAGAGGUAACCAUCGACCUGACCAACAACAGAAACGACUACCAGCCCACCGACGCCAACCAGUCCCCACUCAUAAGGAGGAAGAACCCUUUGUGAAGGUGUUCUUCCAAGUUUUGCAGUGCCUCCAUCAUUUGGCAAUCCUUACCCUUCAACAGCAAGGCCAACCAGCGUUUACCUUCAAACGCAAAGUCUCUGAGUUGGAUAGUUUUAUCCGUCCAACAAUGAAAACAUCAGCUGUCGACGCGAAUAUUAGAUCCCUCAAUCGGACAUGGCUCUGUAAGUUUACGCAGGUCCUGAUCGACCAUUACCAAACCACACUUCAAGAGAAGCUGACCACCAUUCGUACCAAGUCUUUAUCAUCACCUGCCGUCGACCGCAUCGUUUCUCAUGCCCUGUCCUGGGCCCGUCGCUCCUAUGGGAAACGUCUCACUCAAGCUGUAAUUUCCAAAUUCUACCAAACAAUCAACGAAACAAAAACCAGAGUAACCAUAUCUCUACCAACUGAAAUGGACACUACACCUGCACCAUCUAGAGCUACCACGCUGCCGAACCAAACCCCUAAACGAGCCCGAAGUUCACCUACCCCUAGUCCAGCAGACAUAGGUAAACGCUCUCGUAGAGAGGGCACACCCCUUCUCUUUUCACUUUCAGACUCGUCUUCCCCUUCCACACCAUCUGAAUCUUCACCACGUGAUCCAGGAUCCGCCAACCUUUCUUCCUUCUGUGCGUUUUUGGACCAGCAAACCACCCCUCCAAGUCGAGACAUGUAUCCAGACCUUCCCCUCCUCGAACCAGAUCCCAGUCCGUUCCCAAUGCUACAAUUCUAA
Molecule: messenger RNA, 1023 nt
Organism: Lottia gigantea (owl limpet)
Lineage: Eukaryota; Metazoa; Mollusca; Gastropoda; Lottiidae
Exons: 1
Coding region: 1-1023 (340 amino acids)
Source: RefSeq, a predicted model, not a curated record